GUCCCCCGACUCCCAACUUCCCCCGGGAAAAACCCCCAAAUCGAAACCAAACAAACCCUAACCUCCUCCGCCAUGGUCAGAUCCUCAAAGCGAAACCGCCUAAACCCGGCGGAGCUCCCCAAUCGAACCCGACGAAACUGGUCGGAGCUCCCCGAGGAAAUCACCUUUCAGGUCCUGUCUCGGCUCGGAGCCAUCGAUGUUCUGACCAGCGCUCAGAAGGUGUGUACGCAAUGGCGGCGAAUGUGUAAGCACCCGAUGGUCUGGCGCACCAUCGACAUGGCCAACGAUCACUUUUUCCACGAAGUUCACUACGAUUUGGACAAGAUGUGCCGCCACGCCGUUGAUCGGAGCUUCGGUCGAGUGGAGGAUAUCAAUGUUGAGUACUUCGGCACCGACGAAUUGCUCAAGUACAUCACUGAUAGUUCAAGUGGAAUCAAACGCCUCCGCUUGGCACAUUGCCCUAGAAUAACUGAUAAAGGACUGACUGAAGUGGCUCCGAAACUUCCAUUGUUGGAGGACCUUGACAUUACGUCCUGCAAAAAUAUCUCACAUGAACCUCUGAAAGUGAUUGGUAGCAGUUGCCCUCUUUUAAAAUCAUUCAAAUUGGACACGUGGUUUAAACUACCAGAAGAUGGGGUUUAUGAUGAUACAGUUUUCAAUAUCGAGGAAGGUGAAGACACGGAUGUGGAGGUAGAGGCAAAUGCCAAUGCGGUUGCGGUUGCGGUUGCGGAAGUGGUUAUGGAUAGGGAGAUGGAUGCAGAUGCGCUUGCUAUAGCAGGGUCGAUGCAUGGUUUACACCAUCUUCAGCUUUUUCGGAAUGAGCUGACUAAUGAUGGCUUAAGUGAAAUUCUUGAUCAUUGUCCUCGUCUCGAGUCACUUGAUCUGCGCUAUUGUUACAAUCUCAAUCUGAAAGGAGAUUUGGGUAUCAAAUGUGCUGAACGUAUUAAGAGAUUGCAGCUCCCUGAUAACUCCACUGAUAUUCCUAAAACUGAUCUUUUAAAAAAGGAUACAGUUUGGUUCACCUACCGUUCAGCUGAUGAUGUUGAAGGUCAUGUGGCUGACGUCAUUAUUUUCAAAACAAUUGAUUUCACUGAUGAUUAUGAGUGGUGAGUUGUCAUGUGGGAAGUGUUUCUAUGAUGGAUGAUUUUACUUUGUUAAACUGGAGAUCUUCUAGUUGCUGCAAUACUUGGGAUCUGGUGGUAUUCAAUCUGGAGGCGAUAAAGAAAACAAACAGAUUUCUCCAUCAAAAGUGAUCGCUGGCAUUUCUCUAAAAGAGGCAUUUUUAUGGGUCGGUAGUAAAUUGAUCUUUGCUUAUUUGAACAGAUCUGAAACAUUUUGUAUGCUUUAUGCUUUCAUUAACUAAAUGAGACAAGUAUGAAGUUUCUAUUCCAUCAUGUACAGCAUUCACAGUUUUAUUUAACUCGACCAAUCUAGUCA
This is a messenger RNA of Rosa rugosa (rugosa rose), 1437 nucleotides long. RefSeq names its product putative F-box/LRR-repeat protein 23. The transcript has 2 exons. NCBI's taxonomy places the organism in Eukaryota, Viridiplantae, Streptophyta, Magnoliopsida, Rosales, Rosaceae. Bases 73 to 1110 code for a protein of 345 amino acids. Gene Ontology annotation, molecular function: protein binding. The record is from RefSeq and is a predicted model, not a curated record.